AUGGAAAACCAGCUCUCAAUUGUGUAUGGACCUCGUGCCCCUGUUCCUCUUACCCUCACAUUUGGACAGCUGCUCGAUCAUCAUGCGGAGGUCAGACCAAGUAGUCCUGCCGUGCUGUCGCACGUGCAAGGAUGCACAGUAACCUUCAAGGAGUUGAAGGACAGAAGCAUCAGUCUGGCAAAAGCCAUGUCACAUGCUGGAAUCAAGAAAGGCAGUAUGGUUGGGAUCAUAUCAGGAACUCGAUACGAGUACCUCGAGAUCUUUUUCGCGUGUGCUAGGCUUGGUGCCGCGUUGAUAUUGUUCAACUACGCCUACACAGAGUCUGAAAUGUUGGCGCUACUGAAGGCGAUUAAGACUCAGAUGCUUUUCACACCUGCAGGAUUUGCACGAUAUGAUUAUAACAAUGUUCUUAAGAAUGCAAGUUCUUCGGUUCCAGAGCUUGAAAACAUCAUCGUUUUAGCCGAUAUCUUCGACGAGCACCACGUGGCAGACAAAUCAAAACAAUAUCAAGACUACGAGGUAUUUCUCAAGUCGAAAUCUGGGUCUGCCUGGUCUCCAGAUCCCACAAUAUCUCCCCACGACAUGGUAAACGUUCAAUUCACGUCUGGUAGCACUGGACUACCUAAAUCGGUGGCUCUGUCUCAUUACAACAUCAUGAAUUGUGGCAGCUUUGGAAUGAUCGUUGCAAUAAGCACUUGUGCUGUCGCCGGUUCUUCUCUUGUCUUCCCCUCCGAACUCUACGAUCCCGCUGCAGCACUACAUUGCAUUGAAAAGUAUAAAUGUACUGCGCUCUAUGGUGUUACAACCAUGUUCAUCACCGAGAUGGCCAAUGCAAACUUUGCAAAGACGGAUAAGUCAUCACUCAAGUUCGGGAUCGUUGCUGGCUCUGCCAUGCCUCCAGAAUUUCUACGAAGAGUGAUGAAAGAGUUCUCUAUUCCGCGUAUAUACUCUUGCUGGGGCAUGACCGAGCUCUCCUCUUUUGUGACGAUGAUGCAUGAGACUGAUCCUUGGGAAAAAAGAAUCCACACCACUGGCCGUUUAUUCCCUGAUUUCAUUCUCAAGAUUGUCGAACCGAAUUCCGGCAAGGCCGUACCUUGGGGCGAGAAGGGUGAGGUCGUGGUAAGUGGUUAUGGUCAAAUGAGUGAAUAUCUAGGAAACAAGGAGAAAACAGACGAAGCUCUACGGCAUCACGAAGACGAUCUUGAUGAAAGAGGUGUGGGUGGAAUUGGCCAACGAGGUUCGAAAAAUUUGAGGCUUUGGAUGCACACUGGCGACGAGGGUAUGUUGGAUGACGACGGGUAUCUGGUGUUCACAGGCCGAAUCAAGGAUCUCAUUAUCAGGGGAGGGGAGAAUAUCACGCCUCUGGAGAUCGAAGAGCGGCUAAGCGAGAUGGAAGCUAUUGUACAGGCAAGUAUCGUUGGUGUGCCAGACGACAAGUAUGGAGAGACAGUUGGGGCUUUCAUCGAGGUGAAAGAGGGAUCACAGAGGCCUACAGAUGACGAGGUGAGGAAGUGGGUCAGGGCGAAGUUGGCAUACUUCAAAGCACCGGCGCAUAUCUGGUGGCUCGGAGACAAAAAUGUGAUUGAGGAAUGGCCGAAGACCAUGAGUGGCAAGAUUUCCAAGCCUGAAUUGAGGCAGCUGAUCGACAAACUGAUGGAAAACAAGCCAGUAACGAAAGCCAAGCUAUGA
Molecule: messenger RNA, 1689 nt
Organism: Exophiala bonariae
Lineage: Eukaryota; Fungi; Ascomycota; Eurotiomycetes; Chaetothyriales; Herpotrichiellaceae
Exons: 6
Coding region: 1-1689 (562 amino acids)
Biological process (GO): fatty acid metabolic process
Molecular function (GO): medium-chain fatty acid-CoA ligase activity
Source: RefSeq, a predicted model, not a curated record